CUCGUUAUUCGGCCAUGUUUUAAUAUGCUUGGUAGCUUCGCAACGUCUCACAUACAACUCCCUCCUUCAUCGUGUACGCAUCUUUAAAACCAUUGGACUUUUUUGUUUUUGUCAUUUUUAUUUUGUUUUGGAGCGUUGCACACCAUGCCAUCCCCAAGAUACUCGUACACGGUGACGGCACCGGAGAAGCCGGCUGUCGCUCUAUCGGCGGCGAAAUCCAACGUGCGACGUAUGGCUCCGUCCUUGUCUCGUUCUAAGCUGAUGUCCACCUUCAUGGGUCUCAUCAUCAACCAAGCCAAGAAGCAGAGUCCACAAGGCCUGGUGGGACUGAAGAACCUGGGAAACACGUGUUUUAUGAACUCCAUCCUCCAGUGUUUGAGUAACACUCCAGAGUUGAGGGACUACUGCCUGAGGGAGGUCCAUCGAACAGACCUGAACGACAGGACCAAUUCAGCCCUUGUCGAAGAGUUCGCCAAGCUGAUUCAGAGCUUGUGGACGUCAGUCAACAAUGAGACUUUUAUCCCUUCCGAUUUCCGGAGCCAGGUUCAGAUUUGCGCUCCCAAAUUUGCAGGUUGCAAUCAGCAAGACGCCCAGGAGUUUCUGCGUUUCCUACUGGACGCCCUCCACAACGAGGUGAACCGAGUGACGGAGUGCCCCGGUGCGUCCGUCGAGGACUUUGACCACCUCUCUGACGAGGACAAAGCCAAACGAAUGUGGAGCAUGUAUUUGGAGCGGGAGGAUAGCAAAGUUGUGGAUCUGUUUGUCGGGCAGCUGAAAAGCUCCCUGACCUGCACCGUAUGCGGCUUCCGCUCCGACGUCUUCGAGCCCUUCUGGGACCUUUCCAUUCCCAUCGCAUCGAUGACCUCGGGCGAGGUGACUCUGAAAGAUUGCCUGAGACUCUUCACCAAGGAGGACGUGUUGGACGGCGAUGAGAGGCCGACUUGCAACGGAUGCAAAAGCAGGCAGAAAUGCACCAAACGAUUCAGUAUUCAGAAGUUCCCUCAGAUACUUGUGCUUCACCUCAAGCGUUUCUCUGAGUCCAACGUCCGAGCCAGUAAGCUGUCAACGUACGUCGACUUUCCCCUCAAAGAGCUGGACCUCAGGGAGUUUGCGUCCGACAGCAGCGACCGCGCCAUGUAUAACCUCUACGCCGUGUCCAACCACUGGGGGAACACGCUGGGCGGCCAUUACACAUCUUACUGCAAAAAUGCCAUUGUUGGCGAAUGGUACGGCUUCAAUGACUGCAGGGUGAGCCACAUGUCCUCCAGCCAGGUACGCAGCAGCAAUGCCUACAUCCUCUUCUACGAAGUUGCCAAAAACCAGACGUUUCACCUGUAGACGGCCCCAGUUACAAAACAGAACAAACAAAAAAAACAAGCGACAUAAAUGGUUCACUGCUGGAGGAGAGCGCCACCUUGUGGCUCAGACUGUGACAGACGGGUCAUGGGAUGAACUGGAAUCCAUGAACCAUGAUUGAGGAGUUUUUUUUUUCUUAUGCACUCUAAACACGGACAUUUGGAGACACAAAAAGCUGUCAAACUUGACUGCCGUGUUUUUAUUUAUUUUGUCAGAGGCGAGAGGUAAGGUAACUUGACAGUGCUUUGUAAAGCUCAUCACCAAGGAGAGAUGAUGCUUUAUUUUUGUACAGCGCGAUUAACGUACAACACCAAACGCAGCGCAACAAGGAAAAAAAUGGUGCUCAAUGCGUGCGUGUGUGCAUGUUUGUUUUUAUUAACAAUUAAAAGCCAUUGCGAACUUA
This is a messenger RNA of Syngnathus typhle (broad-nosed pipefish), 1759 nucleotides long. Its product is annotated as ubiquitin carboxyl-terminal hydrolase 2-like. The record is from RefSeq and is a predicted model, not a curated record. Gene Ontology annotation, biological process: protein deubiquitination. Gene Ontology annotation, cellular component: cytoplasm. Gene Ontology annotation, molecular function: cysteine-type deubiquitinase activity. The coding region runs from base 145 to 1338 and encodes 397 amino acids. The transcript is spliced from 12 exons. NCBI's taxonomy places the organism in Eukaryota, Metazoa, Chordata, Actinopteri, Syngnathiformes, Syngnathidae.